GCGGAGAUUGCCCUUGUGUCUCGAGCUGGGAAAGCGGCGGCUCGUGCAGCGUUAGCGGCGGCGGCGGCGGCGGAGCAGUCUCCCCGCGCGCGCGGAAGGGAGCGCGUGCGAAGCGGCGGAGGAAGGCGAAAGGGGCUGCUCUUGCGGCUGAGCAGGGGGUCUCCUCAGAGCCCGCUCCCGCGCGCACACGCACACAAAGAGAGAGAGAAGAAGAAGACGAAGAGGGCGAGAAGGAGCUGCCCUGAGAAGGAGCAGCCCAGGGAAGGAGCUCCCUCGCUCGCCUGCCUUCAAGACAAGGGGCUCCUCGAGGAAGACAAGCAGGAGGAGGAGGAGGAGGAAGAGGAGCGGGGGGCGCCUGGUGCGCGACGCCUCGGGAAGGCGGAGGAGGCUGGGGGGGAGCCCGCCUCGGUCCGGGAGGGGAGGGUUGAGCCGGCAGCCGACACCGCGGGCCCCCGCCGCCCGCCCACGCCACCCCGCUCCCCUGCUUCACCCCGCCGCAACCGGAGGGGCCGAGGGAGAAGAAGACACUGCGGACGACGAGGAGGAGGAGGAAGAGGAGGACGCGGUGUGGCGGCUCUUUCCGCGGGGAGGACGGACCCAGGCAGGAGAAGAGGAGCAAGCAGCAGCAGCAGCUGCGGGAUUCUCUGCCUCGCGCCCGGCCCGCCCGAGGGAAGCCCCCAGGAUGCGGCUGAAACCGAGCGUCGUCUUGCGCUUAUACAGCCUCUGCGGGAUCCUCAUCCAAGUGGCUGCUACAAAGAGCAAAACUAAAGGCAGCCAAGGGCAGUUUCCACUUACACAGAAUGUUACGGUUAUUGAAGGUGAAACAGCAACUUUGACCUGUAGGGUUGAUCAAAAUGAUAACACCUCCCUCCAGUGGUCAAAUCCAGCUCAACAAACCUUGUACUUUGAUGACAAGAAAGCUCUAAGGGACAACAGGAUUGAGCUUCUUCGAGCUUCAUGGCACGAACUGACCAUCAGAGUCACUGAUGUGUCACUGUCCGAUGAAGGGCAGUACACCUGCUCUUUAUUUACGAUGCCUGUCAAGACGUCCAAGGCUUUCCUCACUGUUCUAGGUGUUCCAGAGUCUCCUCAAAUUACUGGAUUUGUUUCACCAGUUAUGGAAGGUGACAGGAUGGAGCUUACAUGCAAAACGUCUGGUAGUAAGCCAGCCGCCGAUAUCAGAUGGUUCAAGAAUGACAAAGAGGUGAAAGAUGUUAAAUAUUUAAAAGAAGAGGAUGCAAAUCGGAAAACAUUUACUGUCAGCAGCACAAUGAAUUUCAAAGCUGAUCGCAGCGAUGAUGGUGCAGUUGUAAGUUGCAGAGUAGAUCAUGAAUCCUUGCACUCCUCGCCACAGAUAGCAAUGCAAGUUCUAGAAAUACACUAUAUCCCUUCAGUUAAAAUAAUACCAUCCACGUUGUGGCCAGAAGAAGGACAAUCUAUAACUUUGAUUUGUGAAUCCAAAGGAAAACCACUACCAGAUCCAGUAUUAUGGACCAAGGAUGGUGGAGAAUUACCAGACCCAGAAAGAAUGAUUGUCAACGGUAGGGAGCUAAACAUUCAUAUGCUAAAUAAAACGGACAAUGGUACAUAUCGAUGUGAAGCAGAAAAUUCUAUUGGCCUAAACAGCGCAGAGUAUGUUCUGAUAAUACGUGAUGUUUCCAACAUUUUGCUUCCCACCACUGUCAUCCCCUCCCUUACCACUGCAACAGUCACAACCACUGUAGCCUUAACAAGCACAGUUCCAUCGGCAACAGCCAUCGACACCCGAGACCCCAAUGGCUACCCUGGACCAACUGGUACGGAUCAUGCUGUUAUAGGAGGGAUUGUGGCUGUAGUUGUCUUCGUCACACUAUGUUCUAUUAUUCUGCUUGGCCGAUAUUUGGCAAGACAUAAAGGAACAUAUUUAACAAAUGAAGCUAAAGGAGCUGAAGAUGCACCUGAUGCGGAUACAGCCAUUAUCAAUGCAGAAGGCAGCCAAGUCAAUGCAGAAGAGAAGAAAGAAUACUUCAUAUAGAUGCAGACUUAGGAUCUUGAGUAUUACUCGCCAGGCUGACUGCUGGAGAAAACUGGCUCUCGUCUUUCAGAAUUAAUUUCUCCCAUCUUUUUCCUACCUUUAUUAAUGCACACAAUUGCUUUCAGUAGCCAGUUUAUACCAACAAUCAGCCAUGGACAGCAUUUUUCUUUAAUUAUUGUACCAUUCAUAAUGCAGGACAUUUCUUAUUGCCUAAUAAUCCAUAUCCAUUGUUCUCUUAACAUACAGUGCUUGAAUAUACAGCCUUAACAAUUUUAAUCAUCAUCAGUUCAUGUUCAUUUUUAUACAUUUUUUUAAACAGUGAUAUACAACUUAUUUUCUGUCUUCUUUUACCAUAUGGUCCUUACCGGUAUUGCACCAACCAUUUUCAUAGCAAAUGUUGUUAGGUGAGGACCCCAAUGUACUUACAUAAAACAUUACAAGUAAGAUUAGAGGUUUACAAAGAAUGUUUUAUAUAUGUCUAUAAUUCAAAGGCAACCUAGUUUUGAAUCAUUAUGCCCUAAGAAACACCAACUGAAAGCAUUCUAGUGUAAUUUCUUACAUGUUUUCAACUGACAGCAAAGGGGUGUGAACAAAACUUUUAUUUUAAUUGCACAUUUGGUACUAAAGCAGCGUCUGGGUGGUAACCACAUCAUGCAGUCUGUUUAUACAGAAUCCAAUGAGGAUUAUGUAACUGCAUCUUGAAAACGUUUGUCCUGUUUUUUUACUGCUUUUACAAGCAUAAAGACUUCCAUGUCUAUUUCUGUAAUUUUUGUUUUGAUUUUAAUUUAUUUGCUUCUUAUGGGUUCACCUGCCUACUCAAAUUGGACAUGUUCAUGGGGCACAGCUGCAAGACAUUUUAGUAUCUGUAUAUAGUGAAUAUAAUAAAUCCAAUUAAACAUUAUUUGAUACAUAUUUAACUUUUGGGGCUGUAGGUAAGUCAGUCACAAGUAAGCAUUUUCUAAUGUCCAUAUAUCCCUUUAGAUAUGACUUAAAUUAAUAUUCUGAGUAGAUAACAUGUAUUAGUACUUUUUGUCUGUAUGUCCUAGCACUGUUCAACAGCAAACUUUUCUAGCUCCAGUUAAUUUUUCUUUGUUAUACAAUGGAAGCACAAUGUUAUAUGGAAAGGUAGUUUUAAGCUAACAACCAGUGCACAGCCUCAGGUUUUAAAUUACAACCACAUUAAUGAUUAAUGAUUAAGUUGCUAAAAUUUUAAUAUAUUAUUUGGCAGUUCUAGAGCUGCUUAUCAAUGUUGGAUUUGCCAAAACACAAACAAUGAAGUGUUACAACAGAAAGCUCUAUGUUUUGUGUAUGCGGUAAAUGGACUAAUUCUUUAUAUUAAAUUCCUGUCUAUGCAUUUUGUGAGGUACAAACUUAUGUCACGGUGAAUGAUAGAGAAUAUCUGCCAUGCUUUUAGCUCCAUAGUAAAGACCUCUGUUUGAGAGAAUUCUCAAAAUGUGGGGUAAAAUGACAGCUUUUUUAAAAAGAGUAUCAAGAUGCUAAAGCUAACGUAAUGAAGGUUGAUUGGCUAAAUUCCUCCUCAAGAAAAAAAGAAAUGAAAUAUCACCAGAUGAGCUUUUACUUACCAGUCCCAAGUCAGAAAAAUAAAUUCAGUAGAGACUGUCAUUGUUCUUCUAAGUACUGCACCUUUUAAAAAAGACUAUUUCUAUAUGGUUGCUAUUACUAGUGAAGUCUAAAAGCAUUAUGGCCUAUUGUAAAGGAUUAUCUCCUGGGAUUUAUUUUUUGCGUGGGGAGGGAGGAGGGUGGGUAGCAUUUGAAUAUGACAUCAUGUGUCGCAGUAAAUGGAAAUCAAAGGUGUUGUGUCAAAUUAUUUAUCAAAAGGGUAUAACCUUUUAAGGACAAUAGUAGUUUUUAAAUUGUUUUUGUUGAGGAAAAAAAUACCUUGUUAAUUUCUAUGAGAAAAAAGAGAGAGAGACCAUCAAUCAAGCAGCACUUUUUCAAAGUAUACAGAACAUAAAUAAUAUGAUGUGGUUGAGUGUUAACAUAAUAAAUCAUAUACAGUAUGACAUUUUAAAAAAA
Molecule: messenger RNA, 4051 nt
Organism: Anolis sagrei ordinatus
Lineage: Eukaryota; Metazoa; Chordata; Lepidosauria; Squamata; Anolidae
Gene: CADM2
Product: cell adhesion molecule 2
Cellular component (GO): neuronal cell body membrane
Source: RefSeq, a predicted model, not a curated record